AUGACUGCGAGGAGCAGCAGCAAACGACGGGGACUGCCUGCUGCUGCUGCAGCUGAAGGCGAAGCAACCGACGGAGCAGCAGCAGCAGCAGCAGCAACAGCAGCAGCAACAGCAGCAGCAGCAGGAGAAGAAGGAGAAUUUAGUGGCGGUGAGGCUGAAGAUGAGAAGAGCGAAUUGUGCAGCAGCAACAGGAGGAAGAACAGCAGCAAAAGCAGCAACAGCAGCAGCAGCAGCAGCUCUUCUUCUUCUUCUUCUUCAGAAGAAGAAGAAGAGACAGAAGAAGAGACAGAAGAAGAGACAGAAGAAGUCGGUAUUGCUCUGCAGCUGCCUCAAAGAAGCACUCGAGGCAGAGGAUAUAAAAAGUUAAUCGGUGAAGAUGAAGAAAGAGAUGCAGCAUUCUGGAGCCACGACACUUGGGCGGAGGAGACAGAAGAUGAAGAGUACGAUGCUGCUGCUGCUGCUGCUGCAGCACAAGAAGAAGAAGAAGCAGAAGAUGAAACAGACAGCGACUUCGAUGAUGCAGAGACAGAUAGCAGCGACGACGACGACCAGCAGCAGCAGCAGCAGCAACAUAGCAGCAAAAAGAAAAAAGAAGACCCUUCUGAUGAAGAGACUGCUGCGCAAAAACGGAGACAGAAAAAACAAGCAACAACAUUUUAUCAGCAAGCAAUGAAGAGGAGAGAGCAGCAGCAAAAACGAAAGCAGCAGCAGCAAAAGCUCAAACAACAGCAGCAAGCAGCAGCAAAGCCAUUCGGAAGCAGCAGCAGCAGCAGCAGCAGCAAGGAUCAGCAGCAGGAUAUGACGCAGGAAGAACAUCUGCUGCUCGCAGAUAAAACAGAAAGAGAGACAGCAGAGAGCUUGGUGCUGCUGCAGCAGCACAGAGAGCUGAGGCAGCUUAAUCAUACACUUAAAAAACUAAAAUAUCCUGCUGCGCUGCAGAUGCUUGUCUCUUGGUCUUCAUACUUGCAGGUCGGCCCCCCUCCUGAGGAGACAGCUGAGGAGACAGCUGAGGAGACAGCAGCAGCAAAUGCUGCAGCAGGCAAUGCUGCAGCAGCAGCAGCAUCAAAUGCAGCACCCAAUGCAGCAGCAAAUGUAGCAGACGCACCAAAUGCAGCAGAUCAUCAGCGUAAAGCGCUUGCAGCAGCAGCAACAGAUCCAGCAGCAGCAGAUGCAGCAGCAGCAGAUGCAGCAGCAGCAGCAGCAGCAGAAGAAGAAGAAGAAGAAGAAGAAGAAGUCUAUGAGAAGGUUUUGUUAAUUUGUACAGACGGCACACUGCCCGAUAUUUAUGAUGCUGUACCCCCACCAUUUACUGGAGAAGCUGCUCGUUAUUUAGAUCCUUUAACCCGCUGCUUUUAUUCGUCUGCAAGUGCAUUUAAACAAAUAAGAGAGGCCUUUCACCGCAUGAGAGAGAGAGAGGUGUAUAGACAGCUGCGAGAACUAGACCAAGCUAUAGAGACACAAGAAGAGAAGAUUGCAUAUCUCUCGCAAGCAGCAGCGCGCGCUCCGACGGAUUCAACUUGGGGGCCCCCAGCAGCAGCAGCAGCAGCAGGGGGCCUCGCAGCAGCAGCAGGGGGCCUCGCAGCAGCAGCAAAAGGUGGAGGCGCCCAGAAGAAAAGGAAGAGGGGAGUAAAGGCUUAA
Molecule: messenger RNA, 1638 nt
Organism: Eimeria acervulina
Lineage: Eukaryota; Apicomplexa; Conoidasida; Eucoccidiorida; Eimeriidae
Exons: 3
Coding region: 1-1638 (545 amino acids)
Biological process (GO): regulation of DNA-templated transcription; chromatin remodeling
Cellular component (GO): nucleus
Molecular function (GO): ATP-dependent H2AZ histone chaperone activity
Source: RefSeq, a predicted model, not a curated record